Molecule: messenger RNA, 870 nt
Organism: Exophiala bonariae
Lineage: Eukaryota; Fungi; Ascomycota; Eurotiomycetes; Chaetothyriales; Herpotrichiellaceae
Exons: 1
Coding region: 1-870 (289 amino acids)
Molecular function (GO): oxidoreductase activity
Source: RefSeq, a predicted model, not a curated record
AUGACUUCAUACUCCCGUGUUGCUGCUGUUACUGGUGCCAAUAAAGGAAUCGGUCUCGCCGUCGUUCGUCAACUUGCUUUGCAAUAUCCAAAAUCUGCUUUCAACAACGGCCCACUUCUCAUCUAUCUCACGGCACGCAAUGAAGAAAGAGGAAGAGCUGCUCUCGAGUCACUUACAGCCGAUAAACAACUGCAAUCAGCGAAAGCAUUGAAGAGCCAAGGUGGCCUGACGGAUAUCAAAUAUCUCAAUCUGGACAUCAGCUCCAAGCAAAGUGUGGACGAUUUUGCAGCCCACCUCAAGACAAAUCACCCGGAUGGUGUGGACUUCCUCAUCAACAAUGCCGCUGUGGCAUUGCAAGGAUUUGACUCGAAUGUGGUCAAGGAAACUCUCGACUGCAAUUACUAUAGCACCCUCCGUGCAGUGGAACUUACCUUACCACAUAUCAAAGAUGGUGGUCGAUUGGUGAACGUUGCCAGCAUGGCUGGUCAGUUGAGCUCCAAAUACUCAGACUCUAUCAAAUCUCGAUUCCGAAAUGCCCAAACAACCGAGGAUAUCACCAGAUUGAUGCAGGAGUUUGCAACCGGCGUUGAGAACGGCUCUCACGAAGCAGACUGGCCCAGUGCUGCCUACGCAGUCUCAAAAGCAGGUGUGAUUGGGGUGACCAAGGUCAUUGCCAGACAGAAUCAAGAAAGUGGGAGCAAAACAUUGAUCAACAGUUGUUGCCCUGGCUAUGUCAAGACGGAUAUGACCCGAGGUGGUGGGACCAAAACACCAGAUCAAGGCGCCGCAAUGCCUGUUCUGCUUGCUCUUGGGGAUAUCAGAGGCUCAAAUGGAGAGUUUUGGUCAGAGGGGAAGAUCGUUAACUGGUAA